CUGCUUAUCUCCCUCCCUUUACCAGGGUUUUGGCUGGAAACAAUGAAGAGCCUUUCUCAUAGGUUGUUUGAGGACUUGCCCGUGCCCACUGCGGAGAAUCUCCAAUGAACCCAGCAACAUGUCAUACGUGAAAGAGACCGUGGACCGACUGCUCAAAGGAUAUGACAUUCGCUUGCGGCCGGACUUUGGAGGGCCCCCGGUGGACGUCGGGAUGCGGAUCGAUGUCGCCAGCAUAGACAUGGUCUCGGAAGUGAAUAUGGAUUAUACACUCACCAUGUAUUUCCAGCAGUCUUGGAAGGACAAGAGGCUUUCAUAUUCUGGAAUCCCAUUAAAUCUGACCCUUGACAACAGAGUAGCUGACCAACUCUGGGUACCAGACACCUACUUUCUCAAUGACAAGAAAUCAUUUGUGCAUGGGGUCACAGUGAAAAACCGAAUGAUCAGGCUGCAUCCUGAUGGAACUGUUCUCUAUGGACUACGGAUCACAACCACUGCAGCAUGUAUGAUGGAUCUUCGAAGAUAUCCUCUAGAUGAGCAAAACUGCACCCUGGAGAUUGAAAGUUAUGGCUAUACCACUGAUGACAUCGAAUUUUACUGGAAUGGAGGAGAGGGAGCCGUAACUGGGGUCAAUAAAAUUGAGCUUCCCCAAUUUUCAAUUGUUGACUACAAGAUGGUGUCCAAGAAGGUGGAGUUCACAACAGGGGCAUAUCCACGACUAUCACUAAGUUUUCGUCUAAAGAGAAACAUUGGUUACUUCAUUUUGCAGACCUACAUGCCUUCCACACUGAUUACAAUUCUGUCCUGGGUGUCGUUUUGGAUCAACUAUGAUGCAUCUGCAGCUAGAGUCGCCCUAGGAAUCACCACGGUGCUGACCAUGACCACCAUCAGCACACACCUCAGGGAGACCCUGCCGAAGAUCCCUUAUGUCAAAGCGAUUGACAUCUAUCUCAUGGGAUGUUUUGUGUUUGUGUUCCUGGCUCUCCUGGAAUACGCUUUUGUAAACUACAUUUUCUUUGGAAAAGGCCCUCAAAAAAAGGGAGCGAGCAAACAGGACCAGAGUGCCAAUGAAAAGAACAGACUGGAGAUGAACAAAGUCCAGGUUGAUGCCCACGGCAAUAUUCUCCUCAGCACCCUGGAAAUCAGGAACGAGACCAGUGGCUCCGAGGUGCUCACAGGUGUAAGUGACCCCAAGGCCACCAUGUACUCAUACGACAGCGCCAGCAUCCAGUACCGCAAGCCGCUGAGCAGCCGCGAGGGCUUCGGGCGUGGGCUGGACAGGCACGGGGUGCCCGGCAAGGGGCGCAUCCGCAGGCGAGCCUCGCAGCUCAAAGUGAAGAUCCCCGACUUGACUGACGUAAACUCCAUAGACAAGUGGUCCCGAAUGUUCUUCCCCAUCACCUUUUCUCUUUUUAAUGUCGUUUAUUGGCUUUACUAUGUACACUAAGGUCAGUCUCGUGGUUCGGUUUAGACUACCUUCCUCUUCGCUUGUUUUUUAACCCCACAGAUUCCCAACAGCGGUAACUGCUGUGGUUUUUGAGGUAAGAGAUUCAGCCUUCCAGUUGGUUUUCGAUCUUGUGUGUCAGUUUUUAUUAUCACACCAUGUUUACUUCAACAACAACAACAACAACAACAACAACAGCAAAAGGUAUAUUUUCCUGUCUACUGUGGUCCAAGGUACGAGCUCUGUAAGAGUUCCAUCAGUUGCUUUGUUUACAAACACAAAGAGAGAGGUGGGUGGGUGGUAGAUAUUGUUGGCAGUCUUUCUUAGUUACCCUGGAUCUUACUGGAUUAUUUUUAAAUGAAAAUGUACAGUGGACCUUGCUGUCCACCUGCACUGUGUUCUGGGUAAACUGUAACCAUCUCAUGAUGCCAAAAAAUUAAAUAGAAAUUUAAAAAAAAGGGAAAAAAGAAAACAACUUGAGCAUCUCAGAAGAAUAAAGCCAUUGACAAGUUGCAGACUUCCAGGAAGAGGGUAUAUAAAACUGACAGUUCCAAUCCACUCAAAUUCUUCUGAGCCCUUUCCAGAAAGUUCGGAGCUCCAUAGAAGAGGGACACUAAAGCUUGUGCUUCUUCCCACUUUUUCCCCAAACUCACCCUAUUGUGUCCAUCUGACAAUGACCAUGGGUAUUCCUUACAAUGGUCCUCUCUCAGACUGCCCAAAUGUUCAAAGUCAACAUUAGAAUCCAGCCUGAUCUAAUUGGUAGUCACGGAAACCAUUUUUCUUUACUUCUCAAGAGUAAAGAAUUGGGGGGAACGAUAGUUUUCCUUCCUGUCUGUUAUGGGGAGCAGCCCCAACUGUCCUUCAUGAGCCUUGGAAUCACUUGACAUGAAAACAUAUGAUCAUUUUCCACAGUUCCUGCUUCAGAGAGAAGGAAAGGAUAUGUGGGGUACAGCUAGUGAGGGAGGGCUUUGAAGGAGGUGGAGCCCAAUUUUUUCCUUGAGGAAAAAAAAAAUGCUAUUUCCCUGAAGAAGGCAAGACUUACAUGUUAUGUAAAAGGUGCCUGGGCAGUUAUCUAUCUGCACUGCCAAAUCUUAAGUCAAAUUGUAUGUAUUUCUUAGCCUUCCAGAGAGCAGUGUCUAACAGUGGCGAGCUCAUCACAUAGGACUCUGCGGGCACUUUUUGCUUCUGCUCUCUGAACUCUGCCUUUCAAGCUACUAAAUGAAUGGCCCGGGGAAAUGCUGACCCUCCACAUCAAUGUCUUCCUCCAAAGCCAGAUUUCCAGGUUAAGAAAAGCUUUAAAGUAUAGCCAAAUCACAGAAAGAAAAGAAACUCUGAAAGGGCAACACGCUGAGCCGUUAGCCACGCCCACCAGCCCCUGAGGCGUGGACCUGAGGUGUCUCCACUCAUUCAUCCCUGUCAUUAUGGCACUGCCCCAUCUCGCUCGUGGAUUAUUCUGGGUUGUGGUUCUCAUGACUUUCAGUAAAGCAACGCAAUUCUAAACACGCUCAACAAGUUACUGUUGAGUUCUUCCCGUUUUGCAGCAUUAAAAUCUCAUUUUCUUCUGGUCUGAGUUGUAAAAUGAUCUAUGUUUAUUUGCAAGGCUGAGUGAGAGUGCAAAUUGACCAGCUGUGGAUGGAGGCCAUGUUGGCACGAUCCAGGCAUGGAACCGCAGGGCUAAUCAGGAUGACAGGAUGACUGCCUCAUUUGAAGCUCUAGCUCUCCUCUGAGAAGAGAAUCGAUGUGCAGAGUAGUGUGAGCUGCUAACAAUUAUAGUCACAAUUGAAAAGGAGAGGCUGGAAUUUAUAUUAAGGAGCCCGAGAGGAGAAUAUAAAAUAUUCAUUUAGAAAGCAAGAGGGAAAGAGAAACCUUAAAUAAGUGAAUGUGGCUGGAUGUACUAACAGACAUUAGUAAAAAUAUCAAAAUCCCGCUAUCCCUUAAACAAAACAAAACAAAACUGAUCACAGCUAUUUCAUGAGGAGUGCUAGGAUUUUGAAGACAAAUUUUCAGUUAGGUUUUCAGGUGUGUGAACACACCUCCCUAGUUGAGCUAACCUCAACCUGGGGUCACAGGGUCAUCUUCGUAAAAAGCUCUGCUCAGCUUCCAGCAAGCCGGGAUGCUUUGCCACGGACAAUCCCUGGACAAGGUAGAACAUGAUCUGUCAGUAGUGGGAAGUUCCUAAUACCCAAGAGUCACUAAACAGUCACAGGAAUGGAUAUUAGGUGCCUGAUGCUGAACAGACAUUAAUCAUUCUGAUGUCAAAGCUCUUUUAGUGGCUUUCAAGAAAGAAAAACUAAAUCAGAAAGUGUCUAUUUAGAUCUCAUACAAGAUUGGGAUAGUUUAUGUUUUCAGCACUGUAUCUUCCUUUUUAAAAUCUAAAGUGAUUUUGUUAUAGUUUUAGACAUAAAGCAUCUUUUGCAUAAAAAGGGAAACAAAAUUUAAACUUUUCCUACAUUUUAACCUUUUAAAAUGUAAAAUGUUUAGGCCUGAAUUGCCUACUGGGCAUGAAAUGGUAUGUGGAUCACAACCACCAUUAUGCAAAUCUGACUACAAGGUGCUGGUGUCAGAGACAAAAGACACCUGAAGCUUCUAUUGCAUCCAGGAACGCUGUCUUGCUUGUGGGUCAUGAUCUUUGUCCUACCUUCUGAUCACCUCCCAGACUAAUCCAUUCUUCUCUGCUCCCUUCCCAAGGCAAACCCUGAUAGGGAAGCACCUUCCUUCUCCCUCUUCUUUGCCAAAAAUGAUGUAAAUCACACAUAAAAGUCAUAAAACAUUCAUAAAUGCCCUCUCGCGGUCCCCAUUCUUGAAAGACUCAGAUUACAUUAUACAAUAAUAUUAUAUACUAAUAGUUAGUUAUUUAACUAUUAUUGAGUCAAUUUCCUUUUGCUAUGAAAAUAGCCAUAAUCCCCUGCACCAAGGAACAGAAGAGACUGAAAACUGCAGACUGUCUCUCUUAUGCCUCAUUUACAUCCAGAGAACCCUAUGUGUCACAGUUUGACAGUGGGACAGAUCAUGUGGAAGACUUAACCGGCUGUGGGCCCAGUAGACAUCCGAACCUUUUACUUGACAACUGUGACUGCUCAUAAAACAUCUGGUAUUCCUUAUGCUUGGCAAUUCUGUGAGGCAGAGAUCCAGGUAAAGGCUUAUUUCUGCUUGAGUGAUCCAGGAUCAGUAUCUCAAUCUCCUCUGUUGCCAAACAGCAACAGCAGCUGGCUGGCAAGUCUGCUGAAUGAAUAAUCUGUGUUUGUGUAGACAUGCAUAAAGUAUAUCUAUAUACUUUAUUGUACACUACAAUCAAUGAUGGAUUUUUUAAAUGAGAAAAAUAUGGUACAGAGGAAAGGAGUAAUGGCUUUAGGUCCUAAGAAAAAUGGACUUUCCUUUAAGAAAGCCAUAGAAAAUUCACAAAAAUUCCAUCUUCCUAAAACUAAUGACUAUUUUAUAAAUAUCCAUUGUUUUAUUACAAUCUGCCAAGUUAAAUGAAAAGGAAACAGAAUAAUCUUUCUAGAAAAAAAAUAUGAGAUUUCUCAUGUCCAAAAUUUUGGACAGUAUCUUGUCAAAGGGGUGAUAUGCCACCAUUUGUUUCUUAAAGCAUAAUCAUUUAUCCUAGGCAGGGGUGAAAGGAGCAUGCAACCACUUGCUCAAGAUGGUUGAAUCUGCAGUUUCUGGACUGAACAGAAGAGAAAAACACCCAUAUAUCUGAGAGAAAACACAAAGGUCCCUUUGUUAAUGGAAUGGAGACUACUGUGUAAACUUCCUUGUAAAUUCUGUACAUAGUUCACUGAACUGUCCCCUGUGGUAUGGUGGUCCUCAACUUUGGGUGGAUGUUUGGAAAACCGGAGCACUGUAAAUAUAAGCUUAUAAAGCCUUUGCUUUUUAUUCAUGAGGUAAAAUGAUUAGUGAUUCGGGCCCAAACCAGAAUCUCUCCAGCUCUUGCUCUUUCAUGCGUGCAGUUGUGUGACUCUGCUGUAAGCCAUAGCCAGGUGUCUGUGAUCACUGCCUCAUGCCUUUACCCACUGACAGGGACAGCAGCUCCCUAGAAGGCUGCCAACCUGCGGGGCCAAAGAACAGAGCACCAGCAGAAACCAGAUCUGGGACAAUCUGCUUCUUGAGCAGUCGUUAAAAAAAAUAAUAAUAAUAGAUAAGUGGUUUUCAGUCACUGUGGCUAUUUGUAUCAUCAAGAACUGAAUUACCAAUGCUGCUUAAGGGGUCAGGGAUGGAAGCGAUGUUCUAAUUCCACAGGGAAUCCAAAGCUUCAUUUGUGCCAAUAGCUUUCACUUCUAACUUUUCCACUUUGUCUUAUUGAACUUCUAUUAAAAACUAAAUAUGAAUAGAAUGCAUGGGUCUGAUCAGGGUGAACAGUAAAUAUCCAAAGGAUAGGCAGGGGUACAGGUAGAGACGAUAAAUGGCCUUGGUAGUGCUAGGUGGCAGAUUCAUAUGUGAGAGAUACACGGGUAUCUAUGUUCUUACUCUAGACAAAAGUUUCUGGUGUGAACUGAUAGAGAAAUCAAAGUCGGGAAUUUAACUUGAGAAAGGGUUGUGUACGGUGGAAGCUACUUGAGUUUGAAGAACCUGGUAACUGUUUCCAGGUACUAUUCCCUCCAAAUGUUCAGUCCUUUCACAAGUCUCCUGGGUGUGGGUUGUUACAGCACAGAAUGAGCUUCCCUGCGUGCUGGAAAUCCCAGAGAGGUAGCCGGCACCAGCAGAAAUUCAGACUAGCCAAGCAAUUAAAGACAGAGAUUAGUUUCUUAGUGCAGGAGGGAAAGCUGUCCUUGAAGGGAAAAUUCUUUGUGUCAUUUUAAGUGUUAGGAGAGUACACACCAGGAGCCAUUACUUUGGGACAUUUUAAUUCCAAGAUGUGACCCACCCCUGGCUAAACACACAAAACACACCUUGUUGGAACUAAUCCAUUCUGCCAGUUUUCAGGCUAGAACAUAUUGUGAUUUCUACCUUAGCUUUUCUUCAGAUAGCAUAUUAUCUGGAAUGAUUGAAAAUGUAAUGGUUGAAAGCUGCUGAAGCAAGUGUUUGAUAGAAGUUCUUUUUAAUAAAAGAAUUACAAACCAGAAAAUAUUAAAUUCCUAGCAGGGUAAAAAUAAGGGUUUUCUGUUUGUUUUGACAUCUCCUAUGGCAGACAUUUCCCAUUAAAAUUGAAGAAGUCUAACAGGAUUUUCUUCUUGUUUUUCUCUUACCUGUUUAGAAGCCUUUGGCUUAUUAAGGGACUCACAUCAAGAGACUCAGAACCAUUUUUGAUUGAUUCCCAUACUUUUUGCAAUUCAUGAAUGUAUCAAAAAAAAAAAGUCCAGUGGGAAUGCAAGUUGGGAAAAUUGAUACUCCUGAGCCAACUAAGAAGGAGAAGGAAUUCCACUCUCCAGACCUGCACUACCUGCACAUCACGUCUUGUGGACAAUCAGAGCAAGUCAGUCCAGACAAGAGAGGCCAAAUACCCUUGUUCGUUUGCCUUAGGGACACAGAGUUACAGAUUCAUUCAUUAAUCCCAUCUCGUUCCAAAGCCAAAGGAUGAACAAGAGCAGUAUUAUCUGGCUCUUGCUUAUUCCCAGGCUUCCCUGUGAAGAGAAACAGGAACCAGGAGACACUCUCAGAUAUAUUUUAUAUAUUCAAAUAACUAAAAUAUGUAUAUUUUGCAAUCUCGGUUUUUAUAAAAUAGAUGAAAUCUUCUGUCUUAUUCUUUCCCAACUAUACACCCAAUAGAAUCAAUUCCAUUCCUCUAUUUAUUCUUCAUUUCAUUUCUGAAGCUUAUAUGCUAUCUUGCUCAUACUUAGAUGGCAACUUCAGUCUUUGGACUUACAUUGUAUUUCUUCAUUUAACUCAUGAACAAUGAAUUAUAACAAUUCUUCCAAAUUCCUACUCAUAAUGCCUUUAAAAGGGCUUCAGAGGCAAGACUUUUAAUCAUGGCCACCUCUGAAUGCCCUUGAAUUAUUUUUCUUUCUGCUCUUUAUGUAAAGAGUACACACAUUUACAAAAGUCUUCUCUCUCCAAACUUAUUCCAAAGUACAGAAGAAAUGAAAAUAAUAUACUUAGACCUAUAGAUGAUUACAUUAUCUAGACCAGAACUUAAAGUUAUGGCUUUUUUCAAGACAUUAUGGUAGCAUAGUAAAUUUAUGUUUUUCUAUGUGUAGACUCCCCUAGUCUUAAUUAUAUGGUAUUUAAAUUUUUCCUAUUAUUCUUCCCAGAAUCUCUUAUCACUCAAGUUGUACAACAGUGGUUAUAGAUAAUCACUUAGGAAUUGGACCUAUUUCAUCAUUUCAGUACCCCAUCCUAGACUUUCAGUUCAUAUAUUUCACCUCACCUACUCCCCCAUCUCAACCUUCUAGCAGAUUCUACAAAGUUGGCAAUUGCAGAAACCAUUAGGCGCUGUGCAUUUCCUCCAUAAAGCAUCUCUAUAGACUUAGAGAUAUAUAAGAUAUGUAUAGACAGAGUUCUCUAAACAUAUAGCAAACAAUAUGCCCUGUAAUAUUGAAAGAGUAACAGUAUGUGGUGAGGAGAGCCAGGAGAUAAGAUGACAGACACCUUGGAAUGAGAAUGGAAGUAUGCAUCUACCCAGGACUUUGACUCUUGACAUACCCAUUGAUGAUUUCAAGUUCUCUUUCAGAACCAAGUUUCAAGGUUAUUUUAGAGAGGCUCAUUUACACUGGAGUUUAACCAAAUGAUGCAGGUUCACCAUAGACCUUGUUGAUGCAGCCUCACAAAUCUAAUAACAGUCUUUGUCUCAUGCCUUUAAGAGUUAGCCACAUGGUGUCCAGUGAAUUGACUAUUAGUCAUAUUUCUUCCAAACCUCUACUUUUAAAAUAUCCUAUGUCGCAAUCUUCCAUCUUAGAAAAGUACCUUUAAGGGACUUUCACACAUCAUCCAUCCAUAUGAUAUGGUCUCCAAUUUUAGAUCUUGGGAAUUUUAGCUAUUCUUAAACCAUCCUCUGUAACUUAGUCAAGAAAAAGCCAUACAAUCCUCCCUCUUGGAUGGAAGGCCAUCUUCUAGGCAGUGUCUGAACCUAAAUUCAUUCCAGAUAUAACCAUUUUAAACUUCACAUUUCUCUAUGUCCGUAAAUGACAUGAGCAAGUGUAUUUGAGCUUGCACGCCAGAUGCAGUUAUCCAUCUAGAUGAGAGACUCUUGAGUUCUUAGAAGCUGUUACACAGCCUUCCUACCCUUGUCCUUUUGUUUCCUGCUACACUACUCUACCAAAUUGGUCUGAUAUUUUAGAUACAGCCAUAGCAAAAAGUUAAAGUUUAUUAAGUUGUGAUUGGCCUCACAGUUGUUCUCCAGCCAGUGCACAUGACCACCAAAGUAAUUUCUGCAAGUAUUCCUAACUUUUGCUGAAUGUUUACGAUUAUCCUGGGAGCCUUCUAACUGUUGAAAAUUGUUACGAUAAUGUUUUCCCAUCCAAUUGCCUAUGUCUGUGGAUCUGUCAUAUAUGGCUUUGUG
Messenger RNA from Mus pahari (shrew mouse), 8873 nucleotides. RefSeq names its product gamma-aminobutyric acid type A receptor beta1 subunit (gene Gabrb1). The record is from RefSeq and is a predicted model, not a curated record. Gene Ontology annotation, cellular component: synapse; neuron projection; membrane. Lineage: Eukaryota; Metazoa; Chordata; Mammalia; Rodentia; Muridae. Gene Ontology annotation, molecular function: extracellular ligand-gated monoatomic ion channel activity; neurotransmitter receptor activity; GABA-A receptor activity. Gene Ontology annotation, biological process: chemical synaptic transmission; monoatomic ion transmembrane transport; nervous system process. The coding region runs from base 119 to 1444 and encodes 441 amino acids. The transcript has 9 exons.